Alnus glutinosa is the source of this 658-nucleotide messenger RNA. Its product is annotated as putative glycine-rich cell wall structural protein 1. The transcript has a single exon. Bases 52 to 510 code for a protein of 152 amino acids. The record is from RefSeq and is a predicted model, not a curated record. Lineage: Eukaryota; Viridiplantae; Streptophyta; Magnoliopsida; Fagales; Betulaceae.
CUAUAGUGCAAAACCUCACGAAAACUCACAACCCCAACUUUCUCUAUCAAAAUGAUAAUGCAGCCCAAUAUUUCCCAUUUCGCUCUCUUCCUUCUCUUCUUGAUCACUGCAACUUCCAUAGCAUCCGACACAGUCGGUAGUGGCGGCGGUGGAAGAAACGUUGAAUCUCCCCAAAUGUCUUCUGUGCCUAACAGCGCGGCAGGGACCCCAACGGGUGCUACUGGCUCCGGCCAUGGCUCUAACUGGGACUACCGAUGGGGGUGGGGGUCGGGUCCUGGAAGCGGAUGGGGUUAUGGUUCAGGGUCUGGCCGGUCUCCCAAUGGGUUUGGAAAGGGCUUUGGCUAUGGUUCAGGUUCUGGCUCUGGCUCUGGCUCGGGCUCGGGGUUUGGCUACGGCUCUGGGAGUGGUGGUGGUGCUCAUGGUUCUGGAACUGGUUUUGGAAGUGGCGGCUCGGGUGGCUACGAGAAUCACUCACCGCCUGAGCCCAGGGACAAAAGGAACCAUGGCUGAAUGCAUGUACUGGCCGGUUAGGUGUUGCAUGGCCUUUAGAUAUGUGAUUACUUUACAUUGUGUGUAAGCUGUGAGUUUGCUUUAUAAGCCAUAUAUAGUGGUGUGAUUAUGUUAAUGUAUUAUGCAAGUUUAAAUUGCAAUUAAGCUA